CGCUCCGCUGGUCCAGUCUCUCACGGUCGUCGCCAUAUUGCGACGAGCUUUACACGCCGUCAAACCGCGACGUGCCCCCCACCCCCGCUGACGACGACUCAAACUCCGACGACUCCGUCUCCGACUCGGCACACACGGUCGCCGCACGGCAAUGGACUGAAAACGGAACAAGCGCGGACACCAUCGCUGUUAUUCCUCCACCUACACGUCGUCACGGUUUACGGACGGAUUCCCGUCGGGACGGACGCCGCCGCAUACCGAAAGAGGUCCACCGCGCACGUCCUACAGGGACGGUACCAUUUAGUAGUUAGUCGCGGUAUACGCGAGGACCGUGCGCGCGCGGUGCGUCAUUGAGACACUGUUCCGUCGUGCGUGUGUGCGGAUCGGGUCGGGCGAUACAACGUGUACACUUUAGAUCACUACCCACCUCUAUACAGUCACACGGGACCACCGACCGCGCGAGAGUCCAUCCCGCCCGCGGAGGAAUUGAGCGGCUCGGUCGACGACGCAUAGAAAUUUUGAAUUUGGACACAACAACGCGGGAUAAAAUAUGGCACCUGUGGACAAGUCGACCGAUGGAUCCGAUUCAGCAGACAAAUCGGGCACGUCGCCUCCGAGUCCGGCGAUCGGCGAAAAUAAGACAGUUGGCGGUACGUCGGCCCAAGGGCUCGACCAGUCAGCCAGACAGGGCACACCUGUCCUGGACGGCACCGGAUACGCCGAGACGACAAUGAGUUCCAAGCUAGAGAACGCAGACAUAUUAAAAACUAAACUCUCAGACAAAGAUUUGAGGACGCCGAGCAUACCGUUCAUCACGUCCACGCCAAACACCUUGACUCCGACGGAUAGUUCGGAAAUGCCACCAUGGGCGUCUUGGUCUAUAAUAAUAGCGGUAGUAUUACUAGCUGUCGGAUUCGUGGGCUUUUGCAUACACAGAUUCUUCAGGAAGCGAAGAACAAAAGAUGGCAAAAAAGGAAAAGGCGUCGUGGAUCUAAAGGCUGUCCAACUAUUGGGUUCGGCCUACAAGGAAAAAAUACAACCAGACAUGGAAGAAUUGGCUGACAAUGCGGAGGAAAUCGCGGAAGAAGGGGACAGUACGAAGGACGAGAAAAAGUUAGGAAGGUUACAGUUCAAGAUGGAAUACGAUUUCCAAGGCAACACUCUCUCCGUGACCGUGAUCCAAGCGGAAGACCUGCCGGCCCUGGACAUGGGAGGUACUUCGGACCCGUACGUCAAGGUCUACUUAUUACCCGACAAAAAGAAAAAAUUCGAAACAAAAGUGCACAGAAAAACGCUGAAUCCUGUCUUUAACGAAACAUUCCAGUUCAAGGGGAUACCUUAUGCAGAUGCGAUGAACAAGACUUUGGUAUUUGCCAUUUUCGAUUUCGACCGGUUCUCCAAGCACGAUCAGAUAGGAGAAGUAAAAGUGCCCUUGUGUCAGAUCGAUUUGGCCCAGACGAUCGAAGAAUGGAGAGAACUGCAGUCGGUCGAAGGAGAAGGAGGACAGGACAACAAGCUGGGAGACAUUUGCUUCUCGUUGCGUUACGUGCCUACUGCCGGAAAACUUACAGUAGUAAUAUUGGAAGCUAAAAACUUAAAGAAAAUGGACGUUGGUGGACUCUCAGAUCCGUACGUGAAGAUCGCUUUGAUGCAAAAUGGGAAAAGGUUAAAGAAAAAGAAAACGAGUAUAAAAAAGUGUACCCUCAAUCCAUAUUACAACGAGUCGUUCACAUUCGAAGUUCCAUUCGAACAGAUACAAAAAGUCAACCUGGUAGUGACAGUGGUCGACUACGAUCGCAUCGGUACGUCCGAGCCCAUCGGCAAAGUGGUGUUGGGCUACAAUGCCACCGGCACCGAACUGCGGCACUGGUCCGACAUGUUGGCGUCGCCAAGGCGUCCGAUCGCGCAAUGGCACACGCUGAAGGAUCCGGACGACGACGCCAAAAACUAGAAAAAGUCAUACGAGAACCGACCGGACGACAGAACACCGCCGCCGGCAAAGUCAUCGUUAACCACAGGCGUCCCAAUUGGAUAUAAUAAUACUAUGCAGAAAUAAUUCUUAAACGACACACAAAUCGGAAUCUGAAAUACAAACAGACACCUAUACCUAAUAUGGGUACACUAUAAAAUAAUAUCGAAAUAGAUGAUAUUAUCGUCUAAGCGAGAAAACGCGCAAUUCUGUGUAGUAUUAUCUCAUAGUAGACAAUAUUACAAUAUAAUUAUCCAGAGUAUUACAAUAUUAUUAUUUGAACUCUUUCUUAAAAAAAAAAACAUUAUAUGAUAAUAAUUAUUGUAUACCACAUUAAUAUUAUAUUAUGACAUCAUCCGUGCCCAUGGUGUGUACAUAACUACGAUAUUAUCGUUGCGUGUUUUCACAUAAACUACGGCGAUUAUAAUUAUACAAUGUAAUAACUACCGUUGUCGUCAAUCCGUAAUAUUCACCGUUCAACUUCUCCCCCGUCAGCCCCACAAAACAAAAAAUAUCCGUUCAUAAUUCGUAUUAAAAUGAUCACCAGUCACCAUAGACAUAAUAUAUAUUUUCCCUAUAAACAUAGAAAAUAUUUAUACAUCCAUGCUACCUGAUACACUUAAUUAUCGUCGUCUAUCGUUCAGGAUGCCACCUAGAGUUAUUGUAAAAAAAACCUCAUCUUAUUAUGGUGCGUAUUAUUAAAACAUAAUUCAGUGGCAUAGCCAAGUGGGCUGAAACCAUCCCGAAAUUUCCUGAAAAUUUAAAAACGCUAAUCCAAAAAUAAUGUGUAAACGUUUAUUAAAAUUUUAAUUUUUAUGCGAAGGUUACUGCGAAAGUCUAAAAUCUACCCCCGGCAUCAGCAUACCAAAUUUAUGAAGGAUCCCAGUUAAGCCUCCCCUAAACAAAUUAUCAGCCCCACCCUCAAAGUAAAAUCUUGGCAGAUCCUUCAUAUAAUAAUAUAUUGUACUUAAGAGCAAGACAAAAUUAUUGUCGAUACCGAACAAAAACAAAAAAAAUAACGACAUAACUGUAAUUAUUACAAAACGUCUAAUAAUAAUAUACACCGAUGUCUUCUCCGCGUUAUUAUUAUAUUGGUAGAAUAUUGCAGGUAAUAAUAUUAUUAUAUAAUAUGUUGCCUAUAUAUCAUCACCCUAUCGGGUAAUAUAUUAUACAUAGGUAGGUACUCUCAUCUUUUUAUCGUUUUAUUUUUUUCUUCUUUCCUUCUCUUGACGGAAAUUAUAUACCAACUUAUAAUAAAAAUUAAAAAUAAUAAUAUUAAAUUAAUACAUACAUUAUAUAUUAUAUAUAAAUUAUAAUAUUAUCUUCGUUAACCCUCCCGCGGGUGUUGUUCUAUACUAAGCCACUGUUAUUCGCUUCAUGUAAACAUUAUUUAGUUUUAAUACACCUACCUACCCUAUACCUAGUUCAGAAAAUAAUACCAUCGUAUAUUAUUAUCAUUAUUAUUAUUAUUAAUAAAUAUAUAUUAAAUUAUAUUAAGUUCUCUGUGUAAAUACUAUUUUACCACCAUUAUUAUUAUUAUUAUCAUUAUUAUUAUUAUUAUCAUCAUUACGUUUUGUUUGAUCGGAUAGAUUUAACACGUUAUUAUAAAUUAGUCUUCGUUAUUUAAUUGUAAUAAUAUUGUUAUCCUCGGAAAGACCAGAGAGGUGCGUUUAUUAAUGAAUCAUUGGAACAAAAAUUAUAUUAUCUUUAUAAAAAAAAAAAAUACCUCAUCAUACCUCAUUCCUAGUCAAUCGUAAUAACAGAUAACGAUAAUAAUAUUAUAUUAUAUCUUAGAAAAAAACGUUAUGUCGACUUUUUUAAUAGACGCAUGUUUCUUGUCAAUCUCGUUUAUACUUAUUCUCUAAAUUAUAAUUUACCAUUUUUUCGAAUAAUAAAAAAAAUGAAAACAAUAAUAACAAUAACACAACAUAUUUUAGUCAAACAAAAUAUACCUACCUAUAUUAUAUUCGUAAAGAAAUGUACUGUUUAUCUUGUUAUUGUUACUUAUUUAUGUAAAAUAUUGUAUUAUAUUCGAAUAAUAUUAUUAGGUACUUAAUUAAUAUUAUAUAUUAAAAACGAAAUAAAUGCGUAAGUCUAUAUUAUAUAAAAGAAUAAAAGCGUAGAUCGGGAAUAAGAUACGUUUGGGUCAAGGCCCGAGUUUUUGUCUGUCAUUAAAAUAUUAUUAUACUGUGCUCGCAUUUCCUCUUA
Molecule: messenger RNA, 4177 nt
Organism: Metopolophium dirhodum (rose-grain aphid)
Lineage: Eukaryota; Metazoa; Arthropoda; Insecta; Hemiptera; Aphididae
Product: synaptotagmin 1-like
Exons: 10
Coding region: 551-1951 (466 amino acids)
Biological process (GO): calcium ion-regulated exocytosis of neurotransmitter; regulation of dopamine secretion; regulation of calcium ion-dependent exocytosis
Cellular component (GO): axon; synaptic vesicle membrane; dense core granule
Molecular function (GO): calcium ion binding; syntaxin binding; clathrin binding
Source: RefSeq, a predicted model, not a curated record